This is a messenger RNA of Setaria italica (foxtail millet), 1272 nucleotides long. Its product is annotated as TATA-box-binding protein 2. Lineage: Eukaryota; Viridiplantae; Streptophyta; Magnoliopsida; Poales; Poaceae. The coding region runs from base 155 to 757 and encodes 200 amino acids. The transcript is spliced from 9 exons. Gene Ontology annotation, biological process: DNA-templated transcription initiation. Gene Ontology annotation, molecular function: RNA polymerase II general transcription initiation factor activity; DNA binding. The record is from RefSeq and is a predicted model, not a curated record.
CUCCUCCAACCCCGCCACCGAUCUCUAUAAAAGACCCCGAAUUUCGAAACCCCGCCUCGAAGCCGCGAUCUGCGCGCUCCUUCCCGCCCAUUUCGGCCCCGGAUUUGGCCCCGGAUCGGCGCGGGUUCCGCGGCGUCCCUUGCGCGCGAUUCGGAUGGCGGAGCCGGGGCUCGAGGGCAGCCAGCCGGUGGAUCUGUCCAAGCACCCCUCCGGCAUCGUCCCCACGCUCCAGAAUAUCGUAUCAACAGUUAAUUUGGAUUGCAAGCUUGACCUCAAAGCAAUAGCUUUGCAAGCACGCAAUGCUGAGUAUAACCCAAAGCGUUUUGCUGCAGUCAUCAUGAGAAUAAGAGAACCCAAAACCACAGCACUGAUAUUUGCAUCGGGUAAAAUGGUCUGUACUGGAGCAAAGAGCGAACAACAAUCUAAGCUUGCAGCAAGAAAGUAUGCUCGUAUUAUUCAGAAACUUGGCUUUCCAGCUAAGUUUAAGGACUUCAAGAUUCAGAAUAUCGUUGGCUCCUGUGACGUCAAGUUUCCAAUUAGGCUUGAGGGACUUGCAUAUUCGCACGGUGCCUUCUCAAGUUAUGAACCGGAACUGUUUCCUGGCCUGAUCUAUCGGAUGAAACAACCAAAGAUCGUUCUUUUGAUUUUUGUUUCUGGCAAGAUUGUUUUGACUGGCGCUAAGGUGAGAGAGGAGACGUACACUGCCUUCGAAAACAUCUAUCCUGUGUUGACAGAGUUCAGAAAAGUCCAGCAAUGAUAACGUGAAGAUUACAUCCUCCUAAUUACAAGCUUCCUUGAGGCUUCUGUUGUGGGACCAUAAGUUUUAACUGUACAUGAAAGUCUGGAGGAGCUCAUAGCGCCUUGUAAUUUAUGUGAUGUUCAGUAUGUGUUGUGGUUGGGUGGGUUUGUACGGGAGCUGGUGGAAGACAUGUCGAGUUUGUACGUUUGGGUAGGCCUUAGGGAUCAGGUUACACCUUAUCAUGUGUCAUUUGAGUAGUUCGUGUGAACUGCAGGGUACAUGCACGGCACAUGUGGCUGCAGCGUUAACUCAAGCACUAACAAGAGUAGAGAAAUUUUGCCCUAGUUUGUCUUUGAGAUACACGAGACAUUUAAAGUCUUUUCUGAGUAUCUUCAAGCGUGCUUUGCGAAUUGCGAUGAUGAAAAGGCAGGCACUGUAUGUAACGGGGCAAUCCCUAUGCAGUAUGUACAAUAUACUGGAACUAUGUGACAAGUUGCAAGUUAUCUGUUGUAUUUGUGAUGCUUUAGCGUUUA